AUGGAAUAAAAAGUUUCAGAUAACAAUAGCUUUUAAUAAAACAUAGCAUUAACUGAUGAAUAAUAAAAAAUAAUUUAUUCGAAUAUCGAUGAAGAUCAAAGAAUUUUAGCAUGCGCAGGUUCAGGUAAAACAACUACACUAAUUUAUCGAAUCGAGUAUUUGAUUAAAUAAGGAAUACCUGCAAGCUAAAUAUUACUGAGUACUUUUAAUGUUGAAGCUGCUAAUAACUUAAAAAUAAAAGCAAAACAAGUGUUACAUUAAGAUGAAGUAGAAGAAAAAAAUAUAAUGAACAUAGACAAAUUUACUGCUGAUAUUUAUAAGAAUUAUAUAAAAGAUAAUGAUAAAAACUUUAAAUUAGAUGUAAAAGAAUUUGGAUAUAAAGUUAAAAAUUACUUAAGUACAAUAGAAGGAGAAUAAAAGGUUUUAAAGUAAUAUAAAUACUUUUUUUUUGAUGAGUUUUAAGAUGUAAAUCAAAUCUAGUAUGACAUCCUAAUUCUUUUCAAAAAAGCAGGAUGCAAAAUUAUUGUUAUAGGAGAUGAGGCUUAAAAUAUUUACAGCUUUAGAGAUACUAAAUUAGAAUUUAUUCAAAGCAAAAUAAAUUAAGAUAUACUAAAAAUCUCAUAAUAGGAAAUAAAAACAUAUCACCUUAGCAUAAAUUUUAGAUGUUCAAGCAAAAUCACAAAAUUCUGCAAUUAAAUUUUUGCAAACACGUAGCAUUUUGCAAAACCUAUGUAAAGCUUAAAAGAAGCGGACUAAGUGAAAUUUUAUCCUAAAAUUAGACUUUAUAAAAAUUCAGAUGAGUUAGUAAAUGAUAUAAUUAUACAACUUCAAAAUUUAAUAAAUAUCUAUUAGUGGAGUGAUUUGGCAAUACUUAGUCCUACAAGAAAACCAUUAAUACAUUUUUAGGAAAUUUUAGAAAAGCAUAAUUCUACUUUAUAACAGAUAAUUCCCUAUUCCUUAAGAUUCAGAGAUAUGAAUAAUGUUUUCACUUGUGAUAAUUCUGAUGCUACUGAGGAGUAAAAGAACUUGACUUUGAGCACGAUUCAUGCUUCUAAGGGUUUAGAAUGGAAAGUAGUAUUUAUAAUCGGAAUUAAUGAUUCAAAUUUUCCAGGAGUUUUCAUCAACUAUUUAUAAGAAGAAAACGAAAUUUAAGAAAAGUUAAGCGAGUGCAGAAGAUUAUUCUACGUAGCUUGUACUAGAGCUAAGGAAUAAUUAAGCUUUUCUUUCAUAAAAUAAAAAGGAAAAUAUAUAUGUAGAUUUUUCAGUGAAAUUAAUGAAGAAUAAUAUGAAUGCUAAGAUACAAAUUUUAAAAGAGAACAUAUAGCUUAAAUCCAAUCAAAAAAAUCAAAUUUUAAACCAUUAAAUAUCAAGAACAACAUAGCUGAUAUCAUACAAAAUUUUGACUUUAAUGACUAUGAAGUAGUGAACAGUUUUCUAUAAAAAAUAUAACUUGUUAAUAAAGAAACAGGAAAAGAGGCCACUUACAACAGUUAAAAAAUAAGAUAAAACGCUCUUUAAUAAGAUUUGAUUUGUUAUCUUGACAUAUUACUUUAUAGAUGUGUUACCGAAAAAUACUUAUAAAGCUAGAAAAUUUUAAAUGAAGAUGCUGAGAAAAUACUAUGUACAAUAAAUUGGAAAGGAAAAUCAAAGGUUGUUUAUAAUAAAUUUAUAGAAUUCUUCAACAAAAAAAGUUUAAUAGAUUUAGAAAUAUUGAACAGCCAGGAGUAAUUUAUAAACUGUUUAAACAAUCAUUACAGUAACAAGUAGCAAUUUGAUCAAAAUGAAAUUAAAAUUUUACAAGAAAUGCGUACAUAAAUUAAAUCAUUUUUAGAAAAAAAUAAACUAAAAUAUGAAGAUAUUUGCCAUGCAACUGAGAGUCACUCGUUGGAUUAUUUUCCUGAAGAUUUUAUGGAUAAGUAGAAAUAUGUUGACAGUUAUUUAAAAUUUUCAGAUAAAACAUAGAAAACAGAAAAUAUUAUCAAAGAUGUUUAUAAUGUGAGUAAAUGCCAUUUAAUUUCCUAAGGAAUAAGGAGAUCAUUGUACAGAGAUGAUAUUGAAUUACUUUAACCUUGGAAUUUAAAAUUAAAUAUCAAUAGAUUUUUAAAAAGUCUCAAUUUAAAAUAUGAUAAGAAUAGGUUUGAAAUAAAAAAGAAAGUAGAAUAUGAUAGUUUAAAUGGAGUUAUAGAUUUAAUAGCAUUUGAUAAAGAUAAAGGUGAUAUAAUUUAAUUUAUCUAUCAUUAAGGAAAGUCUAAAUUAAGCAUUUCUAAAGAAUAAAUUAUUCAAUCUCUAGUUUAUGCAUACAUAUUAAAAAAGAAAAGUUACAGUAUAAAAAAUAUUGUUUUCUAUAAUGUACUUAAUGAAGAUUUGAUCACUUAUUCGAUAGAUUAAUGGAAUUAAGAAGAAGAAUUCUUAAGAUUUUUGUAAAAGAAAAAAGAAGAUUACUAAAAAGAGUAAGAAGAGACUGAUGAUAAUUUAGAGGAAGAAGAAGAUUAAUAGGAAUUAGAAAUCUAGGAGAAUACUUUGUAAAACUUAUACACUUCUAUUGAAGAAGAACAAGAAGAUGAAAAAGAAGAAAAAGAGAAUAAUAGUAAGAAAAUUAAUAAUUAUAACCUAUAAGAAAGUUAAUAGGUAUAGAAAAAUUAACUUCCUUAUCAAUUUAAUAAUCUAUAUUCUAGAAGUUCAACUUAAAAUUUAAGUUAAAAUUCUGUUUAGACAGUAUAAGAAAAUAAUCUUUAAUGUAAGUACAAUUAAAAUGAUUAAGAAGAUAAUGUUGAGAUCGAAAAUUAAUUAAUUUAUGGUAAUUAAAGUGAUUAAAAUGAGAAUUUAAUACAAAAAGCUUUAGAUAACUAAAAAAUUAACUAAAAUGAGCCAUUAGAAAAUCAAAAUAAUUUAGUUAGCAAUAUUCAAUAAAAUAGAGAUAACUCCAAGAAAAUUGAAGAGCCUUGUUAAUUAUUAUUUAAUUUAAAGAAUCAUGAAGAUGAGAACUCUUAAAUUGAAAACAAAAUGAGUAAUUUAAACUCAAAAAGGAAGAGAGAGAAGAAUUAAGUUGAAUAUGAAUAGUAGAAAAUCAAUUUAAAAAAACAAAAAGUAGAAUUAAAAGAGAAAGCUAUCAAUGUCUAGAUUAUAUUUUUUAUAAUUUAUAUAUUAAUUUAAGUCUUUUAAACUUCAUUACAAUACAAGGUAAUUAUUUUUAACAAAUAAAUUUUUAAUUUAAUUUUGUUUAAUGUAAAUUAAAGGCAAUAAACUCAUGAAGAAUCAAAAAAUGUGGCUAAGAAUACAAAUCAAAAGCCAAAAUUAUUUUUUUCUUUAAUAAAAUUAGUUAAUAUAUUUCUGUGUUAAAUUAAUGUUUUAAUUCUUAUUUUCUAUGAUUUGUCAGCAUAUUGUAAAAUUAAUAUUUAAAUAAGCAUUUUAAAGUUUAAGAGUUGUGCAUCACCUUCGAUUGAAAAUUUUUUAUAUUUAAAUUUAAUUUCCAUAUAUUUUUUAUAAAAUAGACUUAAUUACAUUGUUACAUUGUAAAAAAUUUAAUAUUUUUCUUUCAAAGUAAAGAUAAUUUUAAUUUUAAUUGUCAAUUUUAAAAAGCUUACUGUAUAUUUAAGAUUUAAAAAUAUGAAAUUAUUUGCUUAACUAAAUAUCAUUUUUUUAUGGAAAAAAAAAGAUUCAUGCUUGUCUUAAUCAUUUAUACCAUAUCCUCACAUUUUAUUUAAUACAUUUUUCAAUAGAAUUUUAUUCAAAAAAUGUAUUCUAAAUUUAUAAAAUGUAAUAGAAAUUGAAUGA
This is a messenger RNA of Tetrahymena thermophila SB210, 3774 nucleotides long. Its product is annotated as UvrD/REP helicase family protein. Gene Ontology annotation, molecular function: hydrolase activity; 3'-5' DNA helicase activity; ATP binding. Lineage: Eukaryota; Ciliophora; Oligohymenophorea; Hymenostomatida; Tetrahymenidae. Gene Ontology annotation, biological process: double-strand break repair via homologous recombination; replication fork processing. The record is from RefSeq and is a predicted model, not a curated record. Gene Ontology annotation, cellular component: nucleus. The transcript is spliced from 9 exons.